GAUCUAAAGUAUAACUGUCUUAGUUAUGUCUUUGCCACCGCUCUGGGGAAGCGAGAAAUUCAGGAAAAGUGUUAUUAAUAAGCUAAAUAGUGAGCUGGAGCAUUGUUCUCUGAGCGCAAAAAAUGCUGGGCAGGGCAUCGAAAAUGCGGUUUUUGAAAAAACACAGUCAAAAAAACAAUACUUGGGAUAUGUGGCAAAAAUUAUUUUAAGAGUGCGUAAUAUGGUGCAUAUUGAUGAUGCUUGGCUGGCAAACUGCGUCAAAACCAUUUUGAGUAAGCCACCCCCAAGGUUGCGUAGAGUGCUUCGGCCAGAAGAAUUCGCAAAAUAUAACAAGGAAAUGAUGAAACUGCGAACUCAAUUACAAGCAGAAGAAAUCCUUAAAACCAAAGACAGAAAGUAAUAAACAGAUGUUUGUAAAUACAACARAAUUUGUGAAUUUGAGACGCAAUUAAUUAGCAAGGAAUAAUGACUUUUUCYUGUAAAAAAAGCGCGGGGUUGGAAAAAUUAAUAAUUUGCUUCAUUAUUUUUUUCUGGGGAAUSAAAACUGUUCCCAAUUUUAUAUUUUCUAAUGAAAAAUUAGUACUUUAGUCCUCUAUCYAGCAGUCUGUAAUUGAGCCUUGCAGCUCUAACGGUUCUCGAAAUAUGCGAAACAAGUUCAGAGCGGGCUUCGAAAAAUGGAUAAUUUUUUAGUUARUUUUAUCUCUUGCGUCUAAUAAAUCUCUAAAUAUAUAAGGAAUAAUAAAACGCGGAUUUGGUAAAGUAGAAAAUKUUAUCACUACAUUUUUCUGAGGAUUUGAAAUCGUUCCCAAUUUGAUAUUUAAUACGGAAAAUUGCACACUUAAGUUUUCUGUGCAGCAGCUUCUUUCCACGCUAACGGUUCUCUUAAUAUCCGAAAAAAAUAACCGCGCGGGUUUGAGAAGAGAAUAAUUUUAUAAAUUGGCUUUUUAGUUCGACUAAGCUGAAAAACGCUCUGUGAUUGCUAAUUUACGUGAAAGUUGCGUGUUUAAAUUCUCCAUUUAGUAGUUUUCAAUUAAGUACGCUUUUUUGUUAAGACGAAUCCCAGAUAAUUGAACAAAAUUAAGGGCCGUUUAGAAAAGAAUAAUUUUCCUUCCUUAAUUUUUGUCUGGGGUCAGUCACGGCUUGGCCAUGGAAUCGAGCAUAAUGUUUCUAUCAUAGACAAAAUAAAACAUUUUCAUCUUUA
Molecule: messenger RNA, 1201 nt
Organism: Dendroctonus ponderosae (mountain pine beetle)
Lineage: Eukaryota; Metazoa; Arthropoda; Insecta; Coleoptera; Curculionidae
Exons: 4
Coding region: 26-400 (124 amino acids)
Biological process (GO): regulation of DNA-templated transcription
Molecular function (GO): transcription coregulator activity
Source: RefSeq, a predicted model, not a curated record